Messenger RNA from Centropristis striata (black sea bass), 1420 nucleotides. RefSeq names its product lymphocyte function-associated antigen 3-like. NCBI's taxonomy places the organism in Eukaryota, Metazoa, Chordata, Actinopteri, Perciformes, Serranidae. The transcript is spliced from 11 exons. The record is from RefSeq and is a predicted model, not a curated record. Bases 181 to 1050 code for a protein of 289 amino acids.
UUCACUUUCAGUAGCUUCUUGCUGAAGUCUCUCGCCAUACAAAGCCAGCUAAGUCAUUUUAAAGCGAGCACACUUCGCCUGUAAUGUUUUUACCGGUUGAAUAACAUGUUUAUGUCGGUUCAGAGCAGAAGCAGCUUAGAUUUCGUCUCUUUUUGACCGUUUAAACGACUAAAGAGUGAGAUGUCCCGGUCCGAGACAUCCAUGAUGUGGGCCGUCUGGUUGGGUGUUUUCCUGGCCGCUGCUGAGUCCGCAGAAACCGAGAUUUACGGGAGGCUCGGCGGUGAAGUCGUCCUCAAACCUGGUGUGAUCCCUCAGACUGAGGCCAUCACCCAAAUCUUGUGGAAAAUCGGUCCCGACAUUGCCGCCGAUUGGGAAAAUAAUGAACUGGAUGUAAAGGAUCGCUUCAUAACUCGUGGUCACCUGAACACGUCGAGCGGAGAGCUGACGAUCACAGGACUGAGGCGAAACGACAGCGGCGUGUACACAUCAGAAAUCAACUACAAGGUCUCACUGACCUCACCGACUCGUCUCACAGUUAUCUCUCCUGUCCCUAAACCCACUGUGACAAAGUCGUGUAAUGCUGACGAGAGCAGCUGCACUCUGACGUGUGCCGGAGAUGUCACAGGAGCCGGAAUGGUGACCUACACAUGGAGAUCAGACAACAAUGAGACAUCUUCAUCUCGGGAGCAACUCAUCUCAAAGGACGACGACAUGAGUGUAAAAGAGUUCACCUGUCAGCUGAAGAAUCCAGUCAGUCAGGAGAGCAGCGAGCCCUUCUCCAACCCCUUCCCCAACCCCUUCACCCCACCUGCCAUGAAGCUGAACUUCUCCACGGGACUCACGGUGUUCCUCUGCUUACUGAUCGCUGUGGUGCUGCUGGUCUGCUUCCACAGGUGUAAAGCAGGAGAGUGGUUCUUCAACAAAGAUAAUAUGCCGUGGGAAGCAGACUUCUGGAGGAAGAACGGGGAACAAUCAAGAGACGCUACAGACUCUAACGGCACCACUGCUCGAGAAAAAGGACAAACAGACGAGGAAACCCCGAUGACAUAAGCAGCCAAACGACACCAAGUCAGGACCUGUCAGGUGCAAAACAAGUUGAUCCGGUGAAGCUGAAAUGUUUUGGGGAUCCAGAAGUACACAUUGGAUCGGUUAGUCAUGCAUUUAGAGAACACAUAUUACUGAACAUCCCAUAAUAGUAGUGUCAGCUCCAAUGCCUCAAGACCAGAUUUAGAGAAGCAAUUUGGAGUGAUAUUAUCGGUAUGUUUAUUUUAAAAAUAAAUAGGUUUUUGAUAGUGAUCGACCGAUACAGGUUUUUUAAGGCCGAUACUGAUUAUUUUGACAUCAGUCUUAACCGAUCCCCGAUAUGUGCUGCUGAUUUUUUUGGGCCGAUUCUUGAAGCCGAUAUUGCCUUUUCGCCCUC